AUGUCUGCUCCCGCAAUUUCGGUGAUCGAGCGCGCGCUGGCCGGCUUCAAGCCGGAAGACCACGGGCUGCCAGCCGACUUCAUCCUCACCAAGCUGACGGCGAUGAAGGGGUGCGGGUGCAAGGUGCCUAGAGAGGUCCUCCUCGAGCUGCUGAAAACGUUCGACGACGGCAGCAUGGUCAUCGACAAUGAUGCGGGCGUUGGCAUCGGGCUCGACAGCUGCGUCGUCCCUCUCCGCCACAAGGGCCUGAACCUCGUGCAGACGACCGACUUCUUCUACCCGCUCGUUGACGACCCGUACUUGAUGGGCCGUAUCACCGCCGCCAACGUGCUGUCCGACUUGUACGCGAUGGGCGUGUCGGAGUGCGACAACAUGUUGAUGCUCCUUGGGGUGGCCGUUGAACUCGACGGUGUCGCCCGGGACGUCAUCAUCGGCCAGUUCAUGCAGGGCUUCAAGGACAACGCCGAUAUGGCCGGCACGAAAGUGAGAGGCGGGCAAACGGUCCGUUGCCCCUGGCUUCUCCUUGGCGGCGUUGCGUCUAGCGUCGCGGCAGAUGACGAAAUCAUACGAGUAGACCAAGCGAAGCCGGGCGACGUUCUCGUGCUCACAAAGCCGAUUGGCGGCCAAGUCGCUGUAAAUUCGUACGAGUGGCUGAAGAAGAAGACGGGCCGCGUCGAGGAGCUCGGUCUCGAUGAAUGCAAGAUUUUGAAGGCUUUUCAGCAGGUAACCGUCCAAAUGUGCCGACUGAACCGAAACGCGGCCAAGUUGCUGCACAAGUAUCAAGCCCACGCCUCGACUGAUGUUACCGGAUUUGGACUGCUAGGCCACGCCGACAACCUCGCCCGAGCCCAAAAAGAACAGGUCCAAUUCGUCAUCGAGCACCUACCAAUUAUCGAAUAUAUGGACGAGAUUGCGACCAAGAUGCCAAACGGCAAUGGAUUCAACCUAUUUACUGGCACCUCCGCCGAGACAUCCGGCGGCCUGCUCAUCGCCAUGUCACUGGAGAAUGCCGCCGAGUACAUCAGGGAGAUCGAGAUGUUGGACGGGUUCCCCGCCUGGAUCAUCGGUCGCGUGGAGGCCACUUCCGGAAAUCGAGGAGCCGUUAUCUCGCCGGAUCGCCAAAUCCACAGUGUCUCCUCUAGCAUUCAUCAGCAGCUAAAU
Messenger RNA from Mesorhabditis spiculigera, 1161 nucleotides. Lineage: Eukaryota; Metazoa; Nematoda; Chromadorea; Rhabditida; Rhabditidae. The record is from the annotation of a GenBank genome assembly.